Messenger RNA from Caenorhabditis angaria, 813 nucleotides. NCBI's taxonomy places the organism in Eukaryota, Metazoa, Nematoda, Chromadorea, Rhabditida, Rhabditidae. The record is from the annotation of a GenBank genome assembly.
AUGUUAGCUAGAAAUGGUGAGAAUUUGAAUUUUUCUGAACAAAAAUAUUUGGGUCACGUUUUUAAUGAGAAAUUGUGUUUCAGGCUCAUUUUUCGUGCUGGAACUCGUGGAAAAUGGCAAGGAGAUGACGCUGAAAAGGUGAGUUUUUAGAAUUUUGGGUGAAAAUCGAUUUUCUUUGAAAAACCAGUGUAAACACGGAGUAUCGUUGCAAAUGUGUUCAAAAAAUCAGAAUCCCGUUCGAAUUUCUUUAUUUUUAUGAGUCUGCGACGUUUAAAAAGUUUCACAAUAUAAAAAACAGCACAAAAAUCAAUGAAGUUAGAACAAAUCAUGAAAAAUCUUUUAAUUUUUCUCGUUCUUGUCCAAAUUUCUCUAUCAUGUAUUCCUGGUAUUCCACAAAAUCCGGAAAUCAAACAAAAAUUGCUUGAAGCUGAGCAAGAAAUCUCAAAAGUCUUCAACAAUUCAAACUUGGAAAAUAAUAUUGCUAUUGGCCAAUUUUUGAGCCCCAACUUUGUCUACAAACAUUGCUCUCAAGACAGACCAAAAUAUUCCAGAAAUAUCGAUCGGGAGAGUUAUCUUAACUCGACCAAAGAUAUCAUAAGUAGAACUGUCCGAAUUCGGUGUCUUGAUACCAAAUUAGACGAAAUCAAGGAGAAUACUCAAGUUGAAUAUCAAAUUAAUGAACGGAUUUGGAGAAAUGGGAAAAAUGGUAGCGAAUCGUUGAUUCAAACUGUUCGGGGAAAAUUUGACGAAAAUGGGAGGAUUGUGAUAAAUUAUAAGCGAAAAUUGUGUACUUCAUAUAUUGUUUCGCUUUGA